AACGGCCCAGAUAGCAGCACCGCUCGUCUGGGCAUCACGAGAUCGGUCCAAGACCAUAAGCGAAAGCAGGAGUCUCUCUGUACGCAAAAAGCGCAGCCAUGGCCGGUGGAAGAAAAGGAGGAGGAAGAAGAAGACCCAACAACAACAACAACAACACAAACGAGGUUACUAGGAACAGCAGCAGAAGAAGAUCAUCGUCCAAAUCCUGUGGCCGAGGUGGUCUGUUUGUCGAGGGCGGUCUUUUGUCUGAUUGGUCUUUACCUCAAACCCCAAUCACAGUUGAAGGGAGGAAUCCAAGUUCUAAUAACAACAAAUCUGGGUCGAAAUCUGGAGGGAAAGCAGCUUCUGAUACUAAAAGUGGGUCUCGGAAAUCGAAUGUCAAUGCUGUAGGAUACCGGUACCCUUCUGUUGAACUUCAGGAAGGUUUUAACUCGAAGUUCCGUGUUAAGGGUGACGCUGACGAUGACAAUAUGGACGAGUCGAGCCCUAUGGUUUUAGUUGGUCUCAGUGAUACCCAAAUUUCAGCUCAUGCAGACCAGACACCAGCUUCAGAACCUCAAGAUGUGAAAUUUACUUAUCACUAUGGUUCAAGUUUUGUGUUGGGUGAAAGCUCUCAUAGAGGACUGGGGUUCUCUGAAGAACUUGAGGAAACCCCAAGUGGGGUUGAAGCUUCCUCAAAAGAAAUGGAAGAGCCAGAAGACAUGUGUUUUGGAUCGUUGUCUUCUGAGAAGGAUGCCAACGGGAAGAGUGAUUAUGAAGUUGGUGAUGGUAUGGCCGAAGAUCUGCUGACAGAGGUGAUGUCUUCUGAUGAAAAUUCAGGUUUUCUGUCAUUUGGAGGCAUUAGAUUGUACACUCAAGAUAUAUCUGAUGAAGAAAGUGAGGAAGAUGAAAAUGGGGCGUCAUUGUAUGAAGGAAACUCGGAGUCUUCUGAGCCAGGAGGCCUACUUGGAUCAUCUGAAAGUGGAGAUUCUGAAGAGAUGUCGGAUAGUGAUUUAGAUAUUGAUGACGAGGUUGCAGAAGAUUAUUUAGAGGGAAUUGGUGGGAGUGACAACAUUUUACGUUCCAAAUGGUUGGUAGGACAGCAAUUGGAUGUGUCUGAUACAGAUAGUUCUUCGAGCACUGACUUUGAUGAGACUGUUGAGAAGUUGGGCGGAAUUGCUCUUCAGGAGGUAUCUAGGGAAUAUGGUAAGAGAAAUGCCCGUUCACAAAAGAAACCCAAUGUGACUGAAAGAUAUGCUCGGCAUUUGGCUAUAGAUGACCUAAUGCUUGUAAAGGAUCCCAGAAUUCGUUCUGCAAAAAAGAAGCCUGUCACUAGGUUUCCUCAGUCUUGGCCUUCAGAGGCUCAAAGGAGCAAAUAUUCAAGAAAUAUUCCUGGUACUAAGAAAAAACAUCGUAAAGAAAUGAUCGUUGCGAAGCGUCGAGACAGAAUGCUGCUCCGAGGUGUUGACCUUGAGCAAAUAAAUUUGAAAUUAGAGCAGAUUGUCUUGGGUGGAGUGGAUAUGUUUUCUUUUCAUCCUAUGCAUUCCCGGGAUUGUUCCCAGGUGCAACGAUUAGCAGCAAUUUAUCAACUGAAGAGUUCUUGCCAAGGAUCUGGCAAAAAGAGAUUUGUAACGUUGAUGCGGACACAACAAACAAGCAUGCCAUCAGCAAUCAAUAAAAUCCGUCUUGAAAAGUUGAUUGGAGCUGGCAUGGAGGAUGAUGAUUUUUCUGUUGUUGAGCCUACUGGAGACAAAAACAGGUCAAUGAGAAUCAGAAAAGGGACUGGUUUGAAGGCACCAGAAUCUAAACAAUCCACCCAAAGAAAGACAACAAAGGUCUCAGCCAAACGUGGCAGUGGCAGAGCCUUUGAACAAAAAAGUAGUGGGAAAGUGGAUUCAUUUGCUAAUAAACCAGUAUCAUUUGUAUCAAGUGGCGUGAUGCAAUCACAGACUGAGAUCACAACUAUUGAUUCAGUUGCAUCACAGACUGAGAUCAUCACUGUUGAUUCAACAAUAGACGCAAGCUGUAAAAAUAAGGAUGCUGUUGGCUCAGCUGAUUUCCGUUCUUUUGAGGUACACACCAAGGGUUUUGGAUCAAAGAUGUUGGCUAAGAUGGGAUUUAUUGAAGGUGGUGGAUUGGGGAAAGACGGACAAGGUAGGUCGGAGCCCAUUGAAGCGGUCCAGCGUCCUAAAUCACUUGGAUUGGGUGUAGAUUUUUCCAACACCAUUGGUGUCCAAAUCGUGAAUACCCCAGCAAAGCAGAACCCUGCAAAGAACACGCCAGCAAAACAUAACUCAGCAAAGAGCACGCCCGCAAAGAACCCAGUAAGGAACAAACCUCAAACCGAGAGAGUGGGAUCUUUUGAAAGGCAUACCAAAGGAUUUGGAUCAAAGAUGAUGGCAAGGAUGGGGUUUGUUGAAGGAAUGGGAUUGGGGAAGGAUUCACAAGGCAUUGUCAACCCUCUGGCUGCAGUCAGGCUACCAAAAUCCAGGGGGAUAGGUGCUUAAGGUCAGAUGUUAGUGUUAGUGAAAUCGAAUACCCCUUGGUUAAAAUUUAAUUUAAGUAUUAUGUAGCUCAUUCUGCAUAUACCUUGUCAAUUUGUCAUCAAUGUUUAGCUUAUUACUUGACUUUCACUCCCCACAUAUCUGUACAUUAAUUUGGUGUUGUUGAAAAUAAAAACAUGUGGUACAGAGUGACCAUCUAAGGACACCAUGUGUGUCUCUGUCUUUGUUCC
Rosa rugosa (rugosa rose) is the source of this 2713-nucleotide messenger RNA. RefSeq lists its product as uncharacterized. Gene Ontology annotation, molecular function: nucleic acid binding. Bases 99 to 2486 code for a protein of 795 amino acids. The record is from RefSeq and is a predicted model, not a curated record. The transcript has 8 exons. Lineage: Eukaryota; Viridiplantae; Streptophyta; Magnoliopsida; Rosales; Rosaceae.